AUGUCAGGCUUGGAUUAUCUGGCCGCCGAGUGCCUGAUGUCCAUCUCCAGCGGGGCCUUGAUCCACCCGGCCUCCAGCCUCAUCAGCGCGAAAGAAGAGCGAGGCGGGCGUCCCCCUUCCCUCCCCGGCGCCCGCCACCCGGGGCGCCCCGACUCUGAGCUCUCGGACUGCAGCGGGAGCUGCUCCUCUUCGCCCGGAGGGGGCGAGCCGCGAAGCGGCGUCCCGGUCCUGCCGCAGGCGGGGGAGCUUCCCCGAAGAGCCGGCGCUGACAGCCCCGCCAGCCUCUCCGCCAUCUCCCCGGCCAAAAGGCACCAGUGCCCUUUCCAAGGCUGCAUUAAGGUCUACGGCAAAUCGUCGCAUCUGAAGGCGCAUCUCAGGACGCACACCGGUGAGCGUCCGUUCCCAUGCAAUUGGGCCGGCUGCCAGAAGAGGUUUGCACGCUCGGAUGAGUUAGCCCGCCACUUCCGCACCCACACCGGCGAGAAGCGGUUUGCCUGCCCACUCUGCGAGAAGCGGUUUAUGCGGAGCGACCACCUGACCAAGCACGCCCGCCGCCACCCAGCUUUCCAGCCUGGCAUGGUCCGACGAUCUGAUUGCUACCGAGCCUCCCCUACUGACUCAGCUGGCAGCAGCUUGGCCGGAAGCCCCGCCCCUGGCAGCCCUGCCUCUGACAGCCCCGCCCCUUAA
Messenger RNA from Protobothrops mucrosquamatus (brown spotted pit viper), 687 nucleotides. RefSeq names its product Kruppel like factor 16 (gene KLF16). The transcript is spliced from 2 exons. The record is from RefSeq and is a predicted model, not a curated record. Gene Ontology annotation, molecular function: DNA-binding transcription factor activity, RNA polymerase II-specific; RNA polymerase II cis-regulatory region sequence-specific DNA binding. Gene Ontology annotation, biological process: regulation of transcription by RNA polymerase II. NCBI's taxonomy places the organism in Eukaryota, Metazoa, Chordata, Lepidosauria, Squamata, Viperidae. The coding region runs from base 1 to 687 and encodes 228 amino acids.